Propithecus coquereli (Coquerel's sifaka) is the source of this 8943-nucleotide messenger RNA. RefSeq names its product SLIT-ROBO Rho GTPase activating protein 3 (gene SRGAP3). The transcript is spliced from 22 exons. The coding region runs from base 739 to 4038 and encodes 1099 amino acids. Gene Ontology annotation, biological process: signal transduction; negative regulation of cell migration. Gene Ontology annotation, molecular function: protein binding. Gene Ontology annotation, cellular component: cytoplasm. NCBI's taxonomy places the organism in Eukaryota, Metazoa, Chordata, Mammalia, Primates, Indriidae. The record is from RefSeq and is a predicted model, not a curated record.
AGCGGUGGGGGAGAGCUGAGCCGGCCCUGCAGGGCUAGCAGUCCAGCCCUGGGUUCACCGGAGCUGAAGCGUUUACAGCAGGGAAACUUCCAUCCCGCUCUCUGGCUUUCAUCCUCGCGGACACCAGACCCGAGGCUCCGAAGGGAGGGAGGAUGCGAGAUGACCGGCCCUUUGGCAACCUGACCAUCGACUCAGCAGAGCCUUCGAAAGCGAGCCAGGGGCUGGCUGCACCACCAAGGAGGCGCCGCGCCUCUCGUGGAUGUGUGUGUGUGAGUGAUCGAGUGUGUGUGCUGUGAGUGAGUGAGGGUGUGUGCGUGUGUGUAGGUGCAUGUGUGCACAUCACAACUGUGUGUAAGCGCGUCUGGAUGAGUGUACGUGUGCACGGGUGAGUGCGUGUGUGUAUGUGUGUGUGAGUGCUCUUGGUUAUUAUUAUUAUUGUUUUUUUUUUUGGAAGAAAAAUCUUGAAAAUCUGGGGCAGGUUACUGUGCUCCUAGGGUGAUCCUUCUUUUGCAAGAGGAGCUGACCAGGGCAAGCUACUAGAGCCAUUUCUUGGCGAGUAAAGAGAAUUUUCCUCCCAGAAGGAGAAGGAUUUUACCCCUGCUCUGCAGCCAAAAGAGAGAUUAGCCCCUAAACCUGUGAAAUCGACCAGAGCCGUGUGAUUACCAGGGCUUGAGAGAGGACUCAGGAAGAAAAGGAGAAAUAAAUCAAACAGCCUGUCAGUUCCUUUGGCCACGGAAGAUGUCAUCUCAAACUAAGUUCAAGAAAGACAAAGAGAUCAUUGCCGAAUAUGAAGCCCAAAUAAAAGAGAUCCGCACACAGCUGGUGGAGCAGUUCAAAUGUCUGGAGCAGCAAUCCGAGUCACGGCUGCAGCUGCUUCAAGACCUGCAGGAGUUUUUCCGCCGGAAAGCUGAGAUCGAGCUCGAGUACUCCCGCAGCCUGGAGAAGCUGGCCGAGCGGUUCUCCUCCAAAAUCCGCAGCUCCCGGGAGCACCAGUUCAAGAAGGACCAGUACCUCCUCUCACCCGUGAACUGCUGGUAUCUGGUUCUGCAUCAGACCCGGCGGGAAAGCCGCGAUCACGCCACCCUCAAUGACAUCUUCAUGAACAAUGUCAUCGUCCGCCUCUCCCAGAUCAGUGAGGAUGUCAUCAGACUCUUCAAAAAGAGCAAGGAGAUUGGCCUGCAGAUGCACGAGGAGCUCCUGAAGGUGACCAAUGAGCUCUACACCGUCAUGAAAACCUACCACAUGUACCACGCGGAGAGCAUCAGCGCAGAAAGCAAGCUGAAGGAGGCCGAGAAGCAGGAGGAGAAGCAGUUCAACAAGUCGGGAGACCUCAGCAUGAACCUGCUUCGGCACGAGGACCGGCCGCAGCGCCGCAGCUCUGUGAAGAAGAUCGAGAAGAUGAAGGAGAAGAGGCAGGCAAAGUAUUCUGAGAACAAGCUGAAAUGCACGAAGGCCCGGAAUGACUACCUGCUGAAUCUGGCAGCCACCAACGCAGCUAUAAGCAAAUACUACAUCCAUGACGUCUCUGAUCUCAUCGAUUGCUGCGAUUUGGGCUUUCACGCCAGCCUGGCCCGCACCUUCCGGACCUACCUCUCGGCCGAAUACAACCUGGAGACGUCCCGCCACGAGGGGCUGGACGUUAUUGAGAAUGCGGUGGACAACCUGGAUUCCCGGAGCGACAAGCACACCGUCAUGGACAUGUGCAACCAGGUCUUCUGUCCUCCACUCAAGUUUGAGUUCCAGCCCCACAUGGGGGAUGAGGUGUGCCAGGUCAGUGCCCAGCAGCCCGUCCAGACGGAAUUGCUCAUGCGGUACCACCAGCUGCAGUCCAGACUGGCCACUCUCAAGAUAGAGAAUGAGGAGGUUAGGAAGACCCUGGAUGCCACCAUGCAGACCCUGCAGGACAUGCUGACCGUGGAGGACUUUGACGUCUCCGAUGCCUUCCAACACAGUCGAUCCACGGAGUCCGUGAAGUCGGCUGCCUCUGAGACCUACAUGAGCAAGGUCAACAUUGCCAAAAGGAGAGCCAACCAGCAGGAAACAGAAAUGUUUUAUUUUACAAAAUUUAAAGAAUACGUGAAUGGCAGUAACCUCAUCACCAAGCUGCAGGCCAAGCAUGACCUACUCAAGCAGACCCUGGGCGAAGGGGAGAGAGCAGAAUGCGGCACCACCAGGCCCCCCUGUCUUCCCCCUAAACCACAGAAAAUGAGGAGACCUAGGCCUCUCUCAGUGUAUAGCCAUAAACUCUUUAACGGCAGUAUGGAAGCGUUCAUUAAGGAUUCAGGACAAGCUAUACCGCUUGUAGUCGAGAGCUGCAUCCGAUACAUCAAUUUAUACGGACUCCAGCAGCAAGGGAUCUUCAGAGUGCCAGGAUCUCAGGUGGAAGUCAAUGACAUCAAAAAUUCCUUUGAGAGAGGUGAAGACCCCCUUGUGGACGAUCAAAAUGAACGUGAUAUCAAUUCAGUCGCUGGUGUUUUAAAACUGUAUUUCCGAGGACUGGAAAACCCACUCUUUCCUAAGGAAAGGUUUCAAGAUUUGAUAUCUACCAUUAAACUGGAGAACCCAGCUGAGAGGGUGCACCAGAUCCAACAAAUCCUCGUCACCCUUCCCCGCGUGGUCAUCGUGGUCAUGAGAUACCUCUUCGCCUUCCUCAACCACCUGUCUCAGUAUAGCGACGAGAACAUGAUGGAUCCCUACAACCUGGCCAUCUGCUUCGGGCCCACCCUCAUGCACAUCCCUGAUGGGCAGGACCCUGUGUCCUGCCAGGCACACGUCAAUGAAGUCAUCAAAACCAUCAUCAUCCAUCAUGAAGCCAUCUUCCCCAGCCCCCGGGAGCUAGAGGGACCUGUGUAUGAAAAAUGCAUGGCUGGAGGGGAAGAAUAUUGUGACAGCCCACACAGUGAGCCAGGGACCAUCGAUGAAGUUGACCAUGACAAUGGCACCGAGCCUCAUACCAGUGAUGAAGAAGUGGAGCAGAUCGAGGCUAUCGCCAAGUUUGACUACGUGGGACGGUCCCCCCGUGAGCUGUCCUUCAAGAAGGGGGCCUCGCUGCUCCUGUAUCACCGUGCCUCAGAGGACUGGUGGGAGGGCCGGCACAACGGCGUGGACGGACUCAUCCCUCAUCAGUACAUAGUGGUACAGGACAUGGACGAUGCCUUCUCCGACAGCCUGAGCCAGAAGGCUGACAGCGAGGCCAGCAGCGGGCCACUGCUGGAUGACAAGGCGUCCUCCAAAAAUGACCUCCAGUCCCCCACAGAGCACAUCUCGGAUUACGGCUUUGGGGGGGUGAUGGGCCGAGUGCGGUUACGAUCCGACGGAGCGGCCAUCCCCAGGCGCCGAAGCGGUGGCGACACACACAGCCCGCCCCGGGGCCUGGGCCCGAGCAUAGACACGCCACCGCGGGCUGCCGCCUGCCCCAGCAGCCCCCACAAAAUCCCCCUCACCCGGGGGAGGAUCGAGAGCCCCGAGAAGCGGAGGAUGGCGACGUUCGGGAGUGCCGGCAGCAUCAACUACCCUGACAAGAAGGCGCUCUCCGAAGGGCACUCGAUGAGGUCGACCUGCAGCUCCACCAGGCACAGCAGCCUAGGGGACCACAAGUCCCUGGAGGCUGAGGCCCUGGCAGAAGACAUCGAGAAGACCAUGAGCACGGCUCUGCACGAGCUGCGGGAACUCGAGAGGCAGAACACGGUCAAGCAGGCGCCAGACGUGGUGCUGGACACCCUGGAGCCCCUGAAGAACCCGCCGGGCCCCAUCAGCUCAGAGCCCGCCAGCCCCCUGCACACCAUCGUCAUCCGCGACCCCGACGCCGCCCUGCGCCGCAGCAGCAGCUCGUCCACCGAGAUGAUGACCACCUUCAAGCCAGCCCUGUCGGCCCGCCUGGCCGGCGCCCAGCUGCGCCCGCCGCCCAUGCGGCCCGUGCGGCCCGUGGUCCAGCAUCGGUCCAGCAGCAGCAGCAGCUCAGGCGUGGGCAGCCCGGCCGUGACGCCCACCGAGAAGAUGUUCCCCAACAGCUCCGCGGACAAGUCGGGCACCAUGUGACCUGCAGGAUGCGCCGCACCGCCGUGGCCCGCCGUGGCUCGCCACGGCCCAGGGCGGCCGGGCGGCUUCCGCGGCCUUCCUGGUGACCCCGGCCUUGUGGGGCAGAGGUCCGCCCGGGAGAGCCGAGGGUCGGCGCGGAGCUGGGGGCCGGGCUCCUGCCGCAGCUCACGUUCAGCCAUGGGAAUCCCACAGCCCUCUGGCGUGUGAAGACACCCCAAGGAGGGCCGGAGCAAGAGCAGCCCCAACCACAGUGUUCCCCAAGAUCCAGGCAAAAUGCUACGUGGCUUCUCCACAUAUCGUCACUGGAAUUACUCUCUCGACAUCCUCUGCAUACCUAUAUGUGUGUGUAUAUAUGUGCGUAUAUACACAUAUAUAUGUAUGUAUGUGUCUGUAGGUGUGUGUGUAUAUAUAUAUUUAUGCAUCUAUAUACAUAUACUAGAUCUGGACACACACAUUCUAAAUGUAUAUAGUAUCUCCUUUUUCUUUUUAUGAAACUUAGAUUUACCUCAGACCCAUGCCACCAAACAUCUCCCACUGAGUUAUUUGGUGGGAUUUGCAGGGACUUUUCUGGGAGAAUUUAGAGGCCCAUAGUAACUGCGAAUGAAGCAAUAUACCACUAACCUGCAGAAAAACAAAAACAGUCUCCCACUGUCUCCAGAAGUCGUGGCCUUCCAGAACAGUCUGCCCCUCAAGGAAGGGUGGGGCAGGCGGUACCCCAAGCAGGCUGCUCCUAGAGGUGGGGACCCUUCAUAGAAAACAGCCCCCUCCCCCACCCAGCCCAGAGACCCUGCCCUUCCGCCCGGAGGCCAAAGGCCAACCAGACCCCCGAAGGCACGGGAGAAAGUUGGCGAGAAGACUCCUGACCACCGCAUCCUCGUGUUUGUGUGUAGAAGCGGGAUAGUGAAAACCUAAGCCCCGUCGUAGCACAGUAUGACAUGUGGUUGGGAAAAAGGGAAAAAAAAUACAGUGGUGUGGAAUACUUCAAAACCUAGAAAACGCUGUAGGAAUAAAUCUGUGGUAACUAUAGAGAUUUAACUUAUAUCAUUUUCAAAAUAUUUAAAUUUUUCUUUUCCUCAUUCUACUAAUUAUAUUGUGUCAGAUUUGGAACUAAACAGGCAAGGAGGCUUUCAGUCACAUCGUUUUCAUUUAAAAUCGGGCUGUGAUGCACUCUGGCUGGCGCCCUCUUGCAUGAAGCGCAUGAGCCGUAAGUGCCCAGCUCAGACCAGGGGCCGAGGAGGGAAUUACCCCUGGAGCUCUCUGUCCUAGAGAACACUGAUGGUUCAGUUCGUACAAGUGAAAUAGCUUUCCUCAUUUCCCUCCCUUUCCGUCCCCUUCCCCCACUCCCUCCAGAGCAUUUAAAGUAGAUGAGAACAUGGUGACAGAGACCGGGUGCAUGAUCUUCAAGGAUAACUAGCUGGGCUUUGCCUCUUGGCUGGGGAAAGGCCUUCUGGGUCACCCUCAUUCGAUUCCAUUUCACCUCCUCCUUUGAUCCCUUUGUUUAUAGAGUGGGGCUGUUUCUGGAUAAUAGCACACAGGUGAAUCUGACCUUAAUGGGGACAGUUUUCACUUUUACCACCCCACUUCAUGCCAGGCCCAGGCUCCCCUCCCUGUUGUCCCCAAGUUUCAUCUCUGUCCCUGUCUCUCAAGGCCACUGAGGUUUGGAGUCAAAAGUGCAGAGUUGGAGUUCCAGCCUCCACCACUUAGGAGCCGGGGGACUUUAGGCAGGUCGUUCCACUUCACGGAGCUUCACUUUUCUGCUCUAUCAAAUGAGGAUAAUAAAGAUCAAACGGAAGUGAGCAGGCUGUGUAGCCUGGAAAGCAUUGUACCAAUUCAUUUGCUCUUGUGAUUAUCACUAGUAUAGUAAGUCUUUUAGAUCAAACACCAUCCAAACCUUUUUGAAACCUCCUAAUGGCAUUUGAGAAGAGGGCAGUGGAAUUUUCCUACCAGCUUACUAGGAGCCCUGAAUUCCAUCAUUAGCAUUUCCACCCAUUGGAUUAAGUUUUGCCCUCUCCUCUGGUCCUCCACAAAAAGGUAAAUACACCCAGAGUAGGUCACUGAUAACUGGGCGUGCAAAUGGAAAGCCAUCCCACCUUGUCUGAAGGACUGGACUUGAGACCACACAGUGGAAGGAAGAAUCAAGAAAGGGCACAAAAAGGGAAUGUCAGGGAGAGGCCAGUGACAAACUUGACCUCCCUUGUUUUGCUUAGAACCACCCCUUCUCUUUUAGCGCCUGGAUAUGAAAGGCCCUCUGCCCUUGAGCACGUAAAGACAUCCCUGUUCCACAGCUUGGGCUGUGCUAUGACCUGCCCGCUGAGAGUGGAGGCUGCUCAGGCUUGUGAAGUCCUUCAUUUGCAAGGAUGAUAAUGCUGUCCAGCCAUGCUACAAGACUUUCCAUUUCUACCCCAGAGCCAUUCCCAGACCUUACUUACAUCCAACAGACUCCCAGGCAAAAUGUCACAUUCUCUGCCAUGACUACCAGAUGAAAAGCGACAACUGAGUAGACGAAUCUCUUGCCUGAUAUACAUAACACCAGUCAGACCGUGUGGAUUUUUCUCCUAAUUGACUGAUUCCAUUUUCCUUGCUGAAAAUGGACCUGCCUUUCACUGAAUUCCCUGAAGGCAGAGGCUUAGCUGUUAUCUUUAACCAACUAUUUCUUCCAUCGGGAAAUGGCUGAGUUCACAUUUAGGGACACACAUACGCAGAUAGCAGACAUAUCCCCGCUCAUCUGAUAGCCCCAACUCUGAGGCUUGACACAGAACCAAACGGAAAAAUACCUUUCCACAUCUCCCGCUCCCACUUCCUCAUCUGGCUCUAUGCAUGCCUCAGUUACCCUGCACAUCACUCGGUCCCAUCAAUGUUCACGGAGCAUUGGCAUUCUCUUCCUGACUCUUGCCUGUUUUAGUCCACUAUAUAUUGCUGUAUUUGCUUAAAUGCUGGAAAGUAACUGUUAAAAUGUGAAACUGUAAUUUUUCAAAAGGCUACAAUUAAAUUAUAGCCAAUGCCACUCACCAAAUCUUUGCACCUAGUAGAUAGAUCAAUGUAAAAACAAAUACCAGAAACCUAACUGUACAGUGAGUGUGGGGGAAAUGUAGUAACCUAGUUAGUAGUCCUCAAUAUAACCAAUUGUACAAGGGAAAGUGGUGUUUACCUACUUGUUCAUCAUCAUUAUUGAAAGCUGUACUGAUCAGUUAGUUGAUAACGGGCAUUUUUUUUGCUUCACGGAAUGAUUUCUUUUCUUAACCUUUGACUUAUCCUGAGGUUGAGCCUUUUGUCCUUAUGUAUAACCCAUGUUCAGUCUAUUUUAGGAAUGAACCAGCAAGAUGUUCACUUAAAACUGACCAAAGACAAUUAAUUCCUGGUCUAGUUUCCUGGGCCUGUGGCCCAGCUGCCGCUAAAGACCUUUCUUGGAUAAAAUUGAGAACAAGCUGUGCUUCCUAUCCUACUCCCCCCCAUUCCCUUUUCCUCUUAAAGAGCUGCUCUGAGCUGUGGGAUUCUAUGAAAAAUUCUUGCCUUUCCUUGUUUUCAGUGCUAACGAUUUCUCACCUUGAAGCGCCUUUUGAACCCCGGACAGAGUGCACACAAUUGGACGGAAUUGUGGGCUUGGGAAUCAGACUUGGGAGUCUGUUCUCUGAAGUCACCAGGCCAGGGGUCAGGAGAGAAAUGGAUUCCCAAGGGAUAAAGAUUUCUAUUCAAUGAAGAAAUCGGAGUGGGAAGAGACACAGGGAAAUCGAGCUAUCCUUUGGCUAUCGGCUGGAACCAGCAGUUCAGAGAUCUGCCUUAUAAACACUUAAAACUGGUUUGUGGUACACGAAGGGGAGCCAGUAUGGGAAAGGGCCUUUCUGUGUGGCUUUCUUCUCUGUCGGAGCCCCUUGGAGUGCCUUGUUGGGUGUAUUUCUUUCUCAUUCAGGAGGCGUGAAUGCGGAGGACUGCCUGUGACCUGGUCGUUACUGGGCGCUCAGCGCGCGGACGCGGCUAAUGGAAAACCACGAGGACUAAUGUGAGGGUUCUUCCUCUCAGUCUUUCUAUUCCUAACUUUUCACACAUCCAGAUGGUUCCACAUUAGAGCAAAUGCCUCAUUCUCCUGAGAAACGCAGGAAGAGGAACGGCUGGCUCACAGCCACGGUGCUGGGCCCUGUUGGGCUGAGGGGCGGGGGCGGGGUGGCAGGGCGGAAACGUCAGGAAGGGGUGAGCCGAGGCGUCGCCUCGCUGAUUUCUGCUAUGCAGAGCUGACGGUGAUGUUUCAUGUCAACUUCCCUGGUUCUCUGGGGUCUCCUCUCUUCCGAGCAGCCACGUAGAGAAUUCCCCACACACCCACAGCUGCCCAGGGGAGCUGAGAGAAGGGACUUUGCUGUCGGGUCUCAGUCCUCCUGGCCUCUCUGAGGUUGAUCUGCCAGUGUCCCACUGUCCCAUCCUCUGGGACUGGCCAAAUGGCCAUCGCUGCCCCUCACUGACACCUCCUUUCUGUGUGAACUGUCCCAGGCAAAUAACAAAGCUGUUCCUUGAACCAGAACAACCCGAGUGCACUUUCCUUCCUUGGACGGAAGUAGAUCCUGGCUAGAGUUUCUGCUCAGGCCCUAGUUCCCGGCAGUGUGACUGUUUACAUGGUUUGGCAAUAGGUUUGAUUCUGAUUGCUUCAGAGUGGCUGGUCUAUUUUGUUUCCUUUGGUUUCUUUCCUCCCCAAAUUGUGACAGGAAAAACAAACCAAAACCACCCUAGGAAAUUGCUGGUUGCCUGUCCCCAUGUGAUGAUAAGUGUUGCCCUCUUCCGGAUAUCAUUUCUCUACCUUACGACCAAACGCCCGUCCUAUAGAGUGUCUGACCGGAUCCUCUGUUGCGUAUUCUGAUGGUGCCUGCUGGUUUGACGUGGAGCUAUCCUGUGAAAUAAAACAGCUUACCUUUUCUCAAA